GUAAAUUUUACUACGCUGCUGUCUUGUUGACAUUACAGAUUUUUUACAGAGUGGUUGGUUGCCCUGUUAAAAAAAUUCUGAUUUUGACAAGAGAUUUCUGUUUAGAAAUGUCAAAACUUAAUAACAAAAAUAGUAAUUCUACAUAUGGGAAAAUAACUUUAAAGGGCACAAUUAUUAAAAUUGCUUUUUGAUUUUGGAGUUUAGUAAUGUAAUAUGAUAUAAUUGAAAUUGACUGAAAGAUGCUUCAAAAUAAAUGUCGUCACUCUGCUGUAUUACCAAAUGAAAUAUGUCCAUUUUGUAAUACGACAACACCCGAAACUCUACUGGAUAUAUGUUUUGAUUACAUCAAUAAACACCCUGAAACAAUAUGUACUCCAAGUUCAGAAAAUUUACAGUUGAUGGAUGGUUUGUCUUUACCAGUGGAAAUUUGUGAACGUUUAUUAAAUGUUCGGAAUAAUAGCUUGACACCAGUCGAUUCAAGUUUUAUUAAUAUCUUUAAAAAUACAGACUGUACUAGAUUAAAAAGAGUUAAAUUACGACAAACUGAAAUACAGGAUCAGGAUUUAGAAAUGCUUUUAAAACAUAACUUGAUUGAAUUAGAUUUAUCACUCUGUCCAAAUUUAACAUCAAAUUGCAUUGAACAUCUUAGUAAUCAUAGCUCUAGUUUAAUAUCACUUGGUAUAGGUGAAGAUACAGAUAUUUUUCCAGUUCGACUAUUUGGUAAAUCUCCUUUAGAUCAAGAAUUAUAUCAAAAGAGAUACAUUUUCUUAGCGCCAAACCUCAAAAGAUUAACUUUGAAAGGUUUGCAUUCACUACAGUCUGAUUUUUAUAUGAUUUUACUAUACCCCUUAUCAACACUGACUCAUUUAGAUCUGUCAAAUUGUAGCUCGUUAGGUAACUUUUUAUAUACACAUCAUCUUGUUAAUUUAACUUCACUAAUAUUAUAUAAUGUAGAUGCAAUUGAAUCUAAAAUAGCAGCAAUUUGUAAAUUAACAAAUCUAAGGCAUUUAGAUAUAUCCCAAUCUAGAGAUGAUCAAGGGAAAUAUAAAAAAGGAGAUCAAAUUUUAAAGACUAUAGUGGAGUGUUUACCUAAAUUAACUUCUCUGGAUAUUUCGGGGACAAACCUAGCAGGUAGAGGUGUAGCUGAAACUAUUAAUGGAAGUGUUUGUGACAUCCCUGGAUUAAGUUCAAGGGCUAAUAAUCCAUUCCAGUAUCUGGGUUUAUAUGAGACAUCCCAUGACGCUUGCUUAAGACAUGACAUCCCUGCAAAAUUGAUUGGUGGAAAUGCUAAUGAGGAGCAGAUAUUAGUGGCUGCUUUAGCGUAUUUAGAUAGAACUGAUAUGUUACAAAAAGUUAUGAACGAAUUAUUUCAUUUAUUUCGAUUAGAAAAUAUUGAAUACCUUGGACAAGCACUGAAUAUUGUUUUAGAAGCAAUGAGUAGACAUUUACAUGAAAGGCAUAUUCAAAUAUCUGGCAGUGCAACAUUGUUUUAUAUAGUAAAAGGUACAGGACCUGAGUUGCAUGAUGAUGUUAGAGUAAAGAGAAAAAUAAUUACAACUCUACUAAAUGGUAUGAGCGUUCAUAAAAAUGAUGAUACCAUGAUGAGGAAUGGGUGCUUAACGUUGUGCCAGUUUAGGAUACCAACAGAUGUGCUAUUUGAUUAUGAAAGACUUGUCAACAUACUUCUAUAUUCUGUCUAUGGAAUGGCACAAGAAAGUUUUGUACAAAGAAUAGGAAUUUAUUUACUUAAUUCUUUGGCUUGUCAAGUAGAUGGCCAACAGAAAGUGAAACUGGGUGAAUUAGGAGCUAUAAAUAGAAUGAUUUGGCUAAUUAAAGAUAGACUUGAGCGAGGGAUAUGCGAUGAUGUCCUAGAAGUAGCAUGGUCUACGAUGUGGAACGUUACAGAUGAAACACCAUUAAACUGUAAGAAAUUCUUGGAACAAAAAGGGAUGCAGCAUUUUUUGCAAUGCCUAGAAAAAUUUCCUGACAGAGAGGAGCUUCUUCGCAACAUGAUGGGUUUACUGGGUAACGUUGCAGAAGUUCGGGAACUUAGACAGUAUCUUGUAACAUCAGAGUACUUAUCAGUAUUUGCGAGGUUAUUGGAUUCUCAAAGUGACGGCAUAGAAGUCAGUUACAAUGCGGCAGGUGUUAUUUCACACAUUGCGUCAGACGGUCCAGAUGUUUGGUUAGUUAUGGAGCCUUCUAGAACUCAUGUUUUAAAUAAAAUGGUGUCGGCUAUUGAGCGUUGGGAUAUUAAUUCUCUUAGAAACAUCAAUUAUAGAUCAUUCGAACCUAUAUUAUAUCUUGUGCAGGUGUACCAUACUCCCGAAUGUCAGCAUUGGGCAGUGUGGGCUUUAGCAAAUCUAACAAAAGUUUACCCCGAAAAAUAUUGUACUUUGGUGGAGAGGGAAGGUGGUUUGAGUUUACUUCAAGAAUUAAUUUAUCAUCCAAUAGUGCCAGCGCGAGUAAAGGAUCUAGCAGCCAUUGUCAUAGAAAACUGUCGAAAAUUUCAAGCAUCUUUGGAGGGAUAAGUUACAUAUGGUUUGUGUUCUAAGACAUUGAAGUACUCGUCAAAACAACUUAAUUUUUUUGUAGUUUUGAUAUGGGUCUUUAUCAAAGAAUUAUUUUAUUAAAAUGUAGCUGCAGUGAAUCAGAUACUUGAAAUAUCUUGAUUAGUGUAGAACACUGAAGAGUCGUUGCUCUUUUUCUAAAAAUUUUUAUACAUAAGGGUUUCAAAAAUGGUAUUUUCAUUCUAUAAACAGUUGAUAUGAAAGGUGAUUUAGAAUUCUGUAUUUUUAGAGGCACGUGUUUGAAUACACUCACUGACCCUCCAAAACUAUCUUAUAUUUAUGUAGAAAGGGGCGAAUAGUAAAAGUAAAUUAAUUAUCCUAAUAUCUUAUAAUCAUUCCAAAAGGUGAACUCUGUGAUCAAAACAAUUUGACAGAAAAAAUAAUGAUCUCAAUUCACUUUUUCAAAUGGUUGUAUCGCCUUCAAUUUUACUUGUAUCUCUUUUAGUUUUAAAAAAAUUUUGGAAUAUUAUUUUGGACAAGGCCGUUUUUUGUUUAGUUUGAGUAAAUGUGUGAUCAAAUCUAAUGCUAACUUAAAGGCCAUGCGCAGAGUACUUUUUUUGCAGAGUUCUUGAGUACGGUUUUUUUUGGAAUAUGUUCAGGAGUACCCCCUGAAAGGAAAUGGAAGUGGGCGUCAUCGGGUGGCCUCCGCGUUAGCCGCAAAACACUGAAAAUUUCGCGAACCGCGCAUCGUACCACGAAAAUAGUUCAGAUCAUUUUUAUAGAUAAUUUUUUUACAGGGAAGCCCCUGAACAUAUUCCAAAAAAAUCCGUUUUCUAGAAUUUUGCAUUAUGAUGACCUAACGUCAAGUUGGGUCACUUGAGACAAUUUUAAACUUUACCCCUGUCUUAAAAAGAAUCCGCUCAAGCUAGAUCAUUCAAAUCAACGCCAUAUUUUGAGUGUGCGUCUGUACUACGAUACCUACUACAUAAAACAAACAGGAAUGAAACACUCAAAUAUAUAAAAUUUCCACAGGGGCGGUAACUUGAGACACGGCCUAAAUUGUGUCGAAACUCAAGUAAGCCAAUCGAGUUUCAGAUUUUCAAACGUUUUUAAAAAAUAUAUCGAGCAUUUUGAAAAAGUAGAAUAUUUUUUUUAAGAAAAACUGCGUCGUUUAAUACUACUUAUGUUACAGAAGUUUUGAAAAAGAUAAACAAAAUACAUCUAUCUGUAGAUAGAUAUAAAAACUGAAUAAAAAAAACUUCCCAAGGAACUGAAAAAAAUCUAACGACUAAAAUUCUACUGAAAAAGUAUACCUGCCGCGAUGGAUAGAUACAGGAACUAAUUUUGACAAUAUUUGUUUAAUCAACAUCAGAAAAAUGAAUAUUUUUUUGUAAUUUGCCGACUGGCACGUGAAUACGUAAUUUGGCUCUGUGGCACUUGUUUUUCCUGUAAACAUCUUUGAAAUCUUUUGUGAAGCUUGGUAUUAAAAUACCACCAAAACAAAGUCUCCGGUCUUUAGUUCUGCUGGAUUUACCACAUUACCAUCCCUGUCAGAAGGAUCUUCAUUAAAUUCGAGAUCUUUAUUAUGUGACGAAUCAUCAGAAUCUUUGUAGGUGCUGACUCUUUUAGAAGUCUUGGAACUUGAUGGUGCUGGGUUUACAUUCUGAGUAAUUCUUCAAUGUUUUUUGGAUUGUAUGGCUAAUAUUGACAUUUUUUUCUUUUUACAAUGGUGGAGGUUUUUUUUAAGAAUAGAUAUUUUAAAACCAUUAUCAAUUGUAAUAUUGUUUCCUGAGUUUUCAGAUUCUAGGGACUCUUCUAAAUUGGGUGGCAAUUUUUCCAACAUUUUUUGUCUGUUUAUUGGAUGAAUUCCAGAGGCGGCGCGGAACCCCGAUAUUAGCUUGUUUUUGUUCUAUUAUUCUCGUCUAGUUUUUCUAAACUUUGUUUCAAUAAUCUGGGAAAUCUAUCUUUUGGCACUACAUCCCUAUUUUUUAAUUUCAAUUCAAAAGCGUAUUUCUCCAAACUCAUUUUAAAGGCCUAAAAUAGGCUACAUCUAAUGGUUGACAUAUGUGUGUGCUAUUGGAGAGCAGUAAGAUAAGUUUUAUCUUAUAUUAUUUGCAUAACUCUGUAACAGAGCUGGAGAUUACCAAAUUAUCGCCAAUAAACGCACUUGGAGAAUCUUUGUGAAUUAUGGCAAGGCAAUAGUUCUAAACAAAUCCUCAAAAAUAGCUUCAUUAAAUCAUUAAAAGAUUUAGACCUAUUAUAUCUAGCCUCUAUUGGUCCAUUUUUAGUCCAACUAUCGUACAGAUAUUCGGUCUUAUAAACAAUAUAAGAUGGUUAAAGGACACCUGAUGCAGAUCCGGCUAACAGUAUUGAAUAUUUAAGAACUAUCCAUUAUUCUGUGGGCAUGCUUGGAACCUCUCCUUCGUAGUUCACGAUGUCAUUUAGUGCAACUCCUUGGUGACUCCUGUCCGAACUUUCUUGAUAUUUUCACACCAUAGGUUAGAAAGUAUUUCGCGGUGUCUCCUAAUAAAUUCUCUGCCUGGCAGUUUAUUUAUAAAUUUUACCACAUUUCUACCAGAACUGUCAAGAUAUGUCUUAAUUAACCUCACAUCUACUGCAGUUAGUCACUGCUUAGAUGGAUAUUUUCAAUUAAUUUAGCCUCUUCAGCUGCGGUCAAAACAGUUUGUCCAUCUGGAUUCAACGAAUAACGAUUUUUCACCCUAUGCUCUAUAGUGUCCUUUGGUAUCCCGUAUUUAUUUAGUUUUCUCAAUGAAACUCCUUUUUUCCUUUUUUCCACUACUUUUUCUAAAUUUCCAAUAUCGUAUCUUUAGUAAUUGGCCCCAAUUUUGCGACUAUAGCGUCCCAUUAUCUUUUUUUAUACUGAGUGCCUUAUGGUGACUUAAAAUAUGUCUCAUGUCACCAUCUUGUACGACAUAUUUGGAUUGUUUUGUGAACAAAAAAAUUGGUCCAUUCCUUUUACAGAAUUUCCAAGAAGCCUGUUCUGCGUCAUUGUCAGAUGAUAUAUCUGAGGGGCGGCUUUGUCGAAUAUUUUACAUAAAAAAGUGUUUCAAAUCAGCAAGCAGUCUCAAGUGACCCGACCUGGCGGUACUUUUUUUGCUCUAGCGCUUGGCCUAUUAGUCAUUAUAUUUGUAGACAAUAACAAGAAUGAUUCAAACAAUGAAAAUGAGGUUGAGGUAUGAAUAAAAAAAUUAUACGAUGUAAAUAUACCUAAAACAUCACUCGAAAACAGAUUUGAUAGUGUCAUUAAUACUAGUUGUUAACGCUUAAAAUUUUAAUCUGAAUUCUUUGAUAUUGACCUAAUAUUGGAUUGUAAAUUGUUUUCAAAUAUUGUAGCAGGAUGGACUGUUAUGAAUUAAUUUAAUCACUCCCUUCAUUUCUGACAAAAAUUUUAGGGUUAUAUUGUCUAUUUAUCUUUCUAAAUAUAGUAAGAUGUGAUUUUAUUUAUGCAAUAUAGAUAUAUUUAUUGAUCCA
Molecule: messenger RNA, 6002 nt
Organism: Diorhabda carinulata
Lineage: Eukaryota; Metazoa; Arthropoda; Insecta; Coleoptera; Chrysomelidae
Product: protein zer-1 homolog
Exons: 8
Coding region: 240-2531 (763 amino acids)
Cellular component (GO): Cul2-RING ubiquitin ligase complex
Molecular function (GO): protein binding
Source: RefSeq, a predicted model, not a curated record